CUAUCAUCUUUUCUCUUUCUGAUUUUUCUUCAUUUCAUUCUGUUUGUUCAUCUAUGGUGGAAUUAUACAAGAGAAAUUGAUGUUUGUGCUGAAAAGGAAGAAGCUUGUUCAAUUUUAGUUGAAGUAAGCGGGAGGUCUUGAGUUCGACUCUCAAUGAGAGCAUAAUGUUUUUUUUAAAACUCCCUUUUGACAUUUUUUUUGUUCUCCUUGUUCAAACCGAAAUGAGUCAAUGACUUCCUUCGUUUCAUGUAUUGGUGGCUUCCGGCGAGGACGCUAUAACGAUGGACGUCCUCUUCAAAUCGAUCGACGUCCGAGAUCUUCUUUCCGUGCCGGACGUCGACGACGCUUCGGCACCGCUGUCCGCACCGGAUCUCCGCCUUCUCAUCGACCAACUCCAACUCCGCUCUGGCGACAUUAAAUCUAAAGUCCGUCAGUACAUUCUCUCCCACAACUCAGAUUUCUCUGCGCUGUUCUCGCAGUGCUCCGACGUCGUUUCGAGAUCGGAAGACCUCUCCGGUCAAGUCUCCGACUUGCUCCGUCUCCUGUCGGACCGACCUGUAGAAGUUACUACAAAAGCUGUGAUUGAUGAAAUUGUUGCGAAGCAGAGAGAGCUGAGGGAGAAGAGGGUUUUACUAGAGCUAGUGGGAGUUUUUUUGGGGCUUAGUGAAAAGAUAGUGCUUGUGAGAGAGGAAUUGAAGGCCGGGAGUGUGGAAAAAGCAGCCUUGGCUAUGAAGGACUUGAAGGAGGCUCUGCAAGUCUGCGAGAAUGACCUGCCUACAGAGGGGAAGCCACCCCCUUUAGUGUAUAAUCUGUUGCAGAAACAAUGGAGUGAGUGCUUUGAAGAGAUACAAGAGCUUCUUUUAAAAUGUAUAGAAGAUGCUGUGCGCUUUGAGCAUGGAAGCAUUACAGUUCACUUUAAGCAUCAAAGCACCCGUGAGACUGAGCUCUCAACAGUUUUAAAAGCCAUGGAAGCUGUCUGCAUAAUGGAUUAUGGACUUGCAAAAGUAGCAGAUUCAUUGAUUAAGACUAUUGUUACUCCAUUAGUAGUCAAUUGGUCGACUACUUACUAUGUGAAAGACAUACCUAACAAAUCAGGGAGUAGUGCUGAUUCAGUUUUGAGGAUAGUCCCUUCAACUGAGCACAAGUCUGACUGUUCAAGAGGUGAAGCCAUGUAUUCGGCCCUGGUUGAAAUUGUCAAGUUUAUCUACAAAUCACUGUUCUUUGAAAAUGAUACUUGGAUGCGCCAUUUUGGCAAACUGACAUGGCCGAGGAUGUCAGAGUUGAUCAUUUCAAACUUUUUGUCCAAGGUUGUCCCUGAUGAUGCUUCCAAACUUGUAGACUUUCAAAAAGUUGUAGAAUGCACAUACAAGUUUGAGACAGCUUUGAAAGAUUGGGCAUUCAUAUCAUCAUCUGAUAGCAAGGAUGAAAGGUUGAUGAACUUUGCUGAUAAUGUUGAAGUCCAUUUUGCUUCAAGAAAGAAAGUUGAAAUCCUGACUAAGGCUAGAAAUUUGCUUAUGCAAUCUGACUUCCAAUUUCGUGAAGGCAUUGCGAAUGGAAUUCAAGUCAAGGAUGAAUUCAAUGGCAACACCACCUGUAAUCAUGUAGUUGAUUUGCUUUUUUCAUCUGAAAGGUGUAUGGUGUCUGAAGCAGCAUAUGAACUAAUGAAGUCAGUGCAUCAGAUACUCAUGGACGUUUGCAUGCUAUCUCCAAGAGUGGGAGUUGAGCUUUACCAAGCUGCUCGAGAUUCGCUUCUUCUCUAUGAAGCCAUUUUGCCAGUUAAGCUUGAAAAGCAACUGGAUUCCAUCAAUCAUGCAGCUGUUCUGAUCCAUAAUGACUGUCUGUAUUUCUCCCAGGAGAUUCUUGGGCUUGCAUUUGAGUAUCGCUCAAACUUCCCCAGUUUGAUUAAAGAGAUUGCAGUGUUUGUGGAUUUGGCCCCAAGGUUUGAGAUGAUGGCAGAAGAAGUAUUACAGAGACAAAUUCGACUUGUUCUUCUUAACCUAGAACAGGCCAUUGAUGGUGCUGACGGAUUUCAAAAUACCCAUCUCAUUAAGCAAUAUGAAUCUGCUAAACUGAGUAUUGACCAGGUUGUCUUUAUACUUGAGAAAGUUCAUAUUGUUUGGAAGUGUUUACUGCUACCUUCCACAUAUAAGAGUAGUAUGAGCAUUGUUCUUGAGGCAAUAUUUUCUAGAGUAGCAAAGGACAUACUUCUAAUAGAUGAUAUGGCAGCUGAAGAAACAUUGCAGGUUCAAAGUUUGAUUCACUUGCUAUUUGAAAACCUUCAACCAUUUAUGGAUUUCCUUCAGGCCAUCAUUCAGAGAGAGAAGUUACAGGAUUACCCCCUGCAAACUAUUGAUGAUCUCAUACCAUCAUUUCGGAAGUUGAAGAAGCUGGAAGCUCUUUUGGACAUGCCAUUGAAGUUGAUCACCGAAUCUUGGGAAAGUGGUGAACUUGUCAUUUGUGGUUUUACAUCAUCCGAGGUGAAAAACUUCAUCAUAUCCAUAUUUACGAAGUCAACAAUGCGAAACGAAUGUAUACAUAGAAUAGAGGCCGCCGCAUUUGGCUAAGACGUGUUCACCAGGAUUUGAGUUUUCUUGUAGCUGUGUACUUAGGUCAUGUGUUAUACGGAGUAUAUUGUUUUCUCUUGAAGUUCAUAGAUAUGUUCAACAAAUCAUCAGAUGUACUGCAACAAACAUUUUUAAUCUCACUCAUUUUUUGUGAUUAA
This is a messenger RNA of Cuscuta campestris, 2722 nucleotides long. The record is from the annotation of a GenBank genome assembly. NCBI's taxonomy places the organism in Eukaryota, Viridiplantae, Streptophyta, Magnoliopsida, Solanales, Convolvulaceae.